CUCGGUUCGGUUCGGUCUUAGGCCUAAACUCGUUCAGUAUGGUUCAAUUUUCAAACGGGACAGUAUCAUAUCAUACCAAUACCAAAUAAUGCCAUUCUUCAAAAAUUCACCCCAUUUAUCCAUUUUGAUAUUUUUUUUGUUUGCCAUGGUUCUUCAAGUCCGCGGCACGCCCGAGGUUUUUGUUUGUUUCAUUGUGUUUGAAUUUUCAUAUCUGUAAACUCUAAGAUCCGCGCUUGCAUUAGCAGUAGCCGGUAGGUGUGGGAGUAUUAAAUUUUUAGCUGCCGGCCGGGGCUACCACUUCUCCCCCAUUAAAAGCCUCGGGAAACCCAAAACGAUUCAAACCCCAUUCAUUUCAUUUUCUCCUCCUCUCACAUACCCACACAAUUCCCUCUCAUGGCCGCAAUAGCAGUGACGAGGAGAAUCGCCGUCCUCCUCCUAGUGGUGGUUGGGCUGGCCGUCACCGACGCGCAGGCGCCGGCGGGGGCUCCGGCAGCACCGGAGGACUGCAUGACGGAGUUGCUGGGGAUGUCGGAUUGCUUGACGUACGUGGAGGCAGGGAGCAACCUGACGAAGCCGGACAAAGGGUGCUGCCCGGAGCUGAAGGACAUCGUGAACAAUCACCCCGUUUGUUUGUGCAAGCUUCUGGCUGACCCCAACAAUAACAGUGUCGGAAUCGCAAUUGAGGUCAAGAAGGCCCUCAAUCUCCCCACUGCUUGCAAGAUUGAUUCCCUUUCUCCCAGCCUCUGCUCAGUUUUAGGUAUAAAUGUUGGAGUACCUGCUCCCUCUCCUGCUGAAGGGCCAUCAUCUGGAAAAGCACAUGCCGCCGAUGCAGGAAGUCCAUCUAGUGCAACAGGUGGUAGUGGUGGGUUAGCGUCAAGUCCUUCUGCUGGGAAGGGGGCCAGUGCUGCUCCAAAAACCACCUUCUUUCAUCUCUGCCAUUCCCUUCUUGCCUUGGCUUUUACUCUUUCCUUUGCAUAUUUUCUUUAAUUUUAUCAACCAAAAUUCAUUAAAUUGAUUUCCCACCAUUCAUGUCGUCUUUAUUUUUCUACUUUGAGGGAAUGUUCAUGUCUUAAUUAUGUAUCGUUUUGUCUAAAAAGAGCUGUGUUUACAGUACCUCUUAUAUUCUCCUGACAUUUCAUGGUAUAUAUGCCUAAUGUUCGCGUUGCGUAUAUAGUCUGUAAAUGUUUAUUACACGUGAAGUGCCAAUGAAAUAAUUUGGACGGUGCAUCUAGACAUGAGAAAGAUUAAUACAAAAGAAUAAAUCCAUAAUGAUUCUUUCUUCUUUCCAUGAUCUUAUCUAUCUAUAUUAAACAUUUGUAUAUAAUGUCAAUUGCAAUGUUUACUUCUGAAUGAUCAUAUUUUACAUUGUCGACAA
Molecule: messenger RNA, 1375 nt
Organism: Cuscuta europaea
Lineage: Eukaryota; Viridiplantae; Streptophyta; Magnoliopsida; Solanales; Convolvulaceae
Source: the annotation of a GenBank genome assembly